This is a messenger RNA of Mercurialis annua (annual mercury), 2174 nucleotides long. Its product is annotated as leucine-rich repeat receptor-like serine/threonine/tyrosine-protein kinase SOBIR1. Lineage: Eukaryota; Viridiplantae; Streptophyta; Magnoliopsida; Malpighiales; Euphorbiaceae. The transcript has a single exon. Gene Ontology annotation, molecular function: protein binding; protein kinase activity; ATP binding. Gene Ontology annotation, biological process: protein phosphorylation. Bases 115 to 2028 code for a protein of 637 amino acids. The record is from RefSeq and is a predicted model, not a curated record.
UUCAAAUGUAUCUAACAACAAGAAGAUAAUAGUUUAUACACUUUAGUCCACUCUUUACAUGUUGUUAUAAACCACCGCUACCAUCCCAUUCCUGCCGGAAACCACCGUCAGAAAAUGGCUUUUCAACCUCAAAACCUAUAUCUCUGUUUUUUCAUUUUUAUCUCAACCCUGCUUAUCACAACUGCAAGAGUAAAUCUCGACCAUUCAGACCUCAAUGCAUUCUCCAUCAUCAACAAAGACUUGGGCAUCAACGGUCAAAAAAGUCCCUCUACCACCACUCCAUGUAACAACCCGGGUGUGUUUUGUGAGAGGAGACUCUCUAAAAACAAUACUUAUGUUCUUAAAAUCACUAGACUUAUCUUUAAAUCUCAAUGUCUUGAUGGGUUCUUGUCUCCGGCUAUAAGCCGGUUAACCGAACUCAAAGAGCUUACGGUUUCUAACAACCAACUUAUUGACCAAAUCCCAUCUCGGAUCGUUGACUGUAAGAAGCUUGAGAUUCUUGACCUUGGAAACAACAGAUUUUCCGGCCAAAUUCCAUCUGAGUUAUCAAAACUUAUACGUCUUCGAGUUCUUGAUCUUUCUAACAAUAAGUUUUUCGGAAAUCUGAGUUUCUUGAAGCAGUUCCCAAAUCUUGAGCAUCUCAAUCUUGCUAACAAUCUUUUUUCUGGGAUUGUUCCACAAACUAUACGUUCAUUUCGCAAUCUUCAGUUCUUUGAUUUCUCGGGGAAUGAUUUUCUUGAAGGACACGUACCGGAGAUGAGCAAAGCUGAAUAUAUCAGGUCAUCAUCUCAGUAUCCAAAACGUUACAUUUUAGCUGAAAGUAGCAACAAAACAUCAACUCCGGCUAGCAGAAAUGCUACUUCUGCCGCCGGGCCGGUCUCUGCUCGAGCUCCAGCUCCAUCAUUAGUUGUCCCUCACAAGAAGAAGAAAAAAAGUACCAAGAGAAAGCUGAGUGGAUGGAUCUUGGGAUUUCUAGCCGGAGCAGUAGCCGGAAGUCUAUCUGGAUUUAUAUUUUCAGUUUUGUUCAAGUUAGCAUUAGCAGCCGUGAGAGGCGGUGGACAAGACUCUGGGCCGGUGAUAUUUCACCCGCAUCUUAUCAAAAAGGCAGAAAAUUUAGCUUUCUUAGAGAAAGAAGACGGCCUUGCUAACUUCCAAAUGAUUGGAAAAGGUGGAUGUGGAGAAGUGUAUAAAGCCGAAUUGCCUGGAAGUGAUGGAAAAAUGAUUGCGAUAAAGAAAGUUAAUCAGCCACCAAAAGAUGCAGCAGAACUAACCGAAGAAGACACCAAAUCUUUAAACAAGAAAAUGAGGCAAAUCCGAUCAGAGAUCAACACCGUCGGUCAAAUUCGCCACAGGAAUCUUCUUCCUCUACUAGCUCAUGUGUCUAGACCCGAUUGUCACUAUCUCAUUUAUGAGUUCAUGAAGAAUGGUAGCUUGCAAGACACGUUAACUCAAGUCGAACAGGGCAAAGCGGAAUUGAAUUGGCUUGCUAGGCAUAGAAUUGCUCUAGGAAUAGCAUCAGGGCUAGAAUAUCUCCACACCAGUCAUAGUCCGCGAAUCAUUCAUCGGGAUUUAAAGCCUGCAAAUAUCCUUCUCGAUGAUGACAUGGAAGCUAGAAUUGCAGAUUUCGGACUUGCAAAGGCAAUGCCAGAUGCUAAUACGCAUGUGACAACUUCCAAUGUUGCAGGAACGGUUGGGUAUAUCGCACCGGAAUAUCAUCAAACACUUAAAUUCACUGACAAGUGUGACAUAUACAGCUUUGGCGUCAUACUUGCAGUUCUGGUAAUGGGGAAGCUUCCGUCUGAUGAGUUCUUCCAAAAUACUCGAGAAAUGAGUCUGGUCAAGUGGAUGAAGAACAUUAUGACAUCUGAAGAUCCAAGCCAAGCAAUUGAUCCAAAGCUCAUGGGCAAUGGAUUUGAGGAGCAAAUGUUGCUCGUCUUGAAAAUUGCUUGCUUUUGCACUUUAGAUGAUCCUAAACAAAGGCCUAACAGUAAGGAUAUCAGGUGUAUGUUGUCUCAACUCAAGCACUAGUUUAAAUUUUCAACGUAUUUGAUAGCAUUAAUGAAUAAUGAAGCUUUCAAAAACGCUAUGUUCUUAAGGUUUGUAUUCUGUAAAAUCCCGCACAACAUGUGCAAGAUGUUGUAACAGUAUGUUUGCAGUGUGUAGCAUAUUUUUCA